CGUGGUUGUUCAGUAGUGGACUGAACGCAAGCCAAAACGGUCGUGCCGCCACCAAUGCCGCCAACUUACCGAUCACGAGUCAAAUUAAAAAUAAUAUACUAAGAACUGUCCAUUCCCAUCCAUCUAACAAAUGGGAUAAAUUCAAUCGGUGAUUUUCAUGUGGUGAUUAAAAACAAUCUGUGGUGAUAGUCGGUGAUUAAUUUAUCGAAAAAAAAAAUACAAAAAACGAUUUUAAUUUUUUUGUGUGAUAUUAGUUUUUAGGAACUUUUUUUUAUUAUUGUUUUAUUGUAGUGUUUCUUUAUUGAUUUUUUGUUUUUAUUAAUAAGAAGUGCACUAUUUGAAGUUGCAAUGGAGGAGCACGGAGAGAGCAAGGAGCGAGUGCAGAGGGCGCCCUUCGAGACCGCGCUGCAUCAUGCCGGUUAUGGGUGUUUCCAAUGGCUGCUCCUCAUGUCCUGCGGGGCUGUAUACGCGGUGUGCGCUCUCAGCACCACUACCCUCAGCUUCGUGCUGCCAGCUGCGGAGUAUGACUUCCAUCUUUCCUCCAGUGACAAGGGCAGGCUUACCGCCACGCCACUUAUUGGUAUGUGUGUAGGAUCCUACUUCUGGGGCAACUUGGCAGAUGCAAGGGGUCGUAAGAAAGCCAUCAUAGGAGCUCUAUUGCUGGAUGCGCUAGCUGCCUUCCUCUCCAGCGUGGUGCAGUCAUUCCCAGCGUUCUUAGCCUGCAGGUUUUUCUCUGGCUUCGGGAUUAUCGGAGCCACGGGGCUCGUGUUUCCAUACUUCGGGGAUUUCCUGUCUCUCAGGCAUCGGGAUGUCAUGCUGUGCAGGCUUGAAGUGUUCUGGACAUUCGGAACCAUAUUGUUGCCAGGUAUCGCAUUCCUCAUCAUCCCAGACCCUCGGUUCAACCUGACGGCUUUAGGAGCAGACUUCCAGUACACCUCGUGGAGGGUGUUUGUGGCAGCCUGUGGUAUACCCAGCCUGCUGGUGGUGCUGCUUCUCAUUCCCUUCCCCGAGAGCCCCAGAUACCUGUUGUAUGCCAAUAGAGCUGAACAGGCUCUGCAAGUGCUGCAGAGGAUCUUUGUUGUCAACACCAAGCUCAGUGAGAAGGAUUUCCCUGUAGAAUCAAUGAUAAGUGCCUAUGAAGGUGAAGAAGAGGAAGUGGUAUCAGCGGACAAUAAUGGAAAUGAGACCAAAGCACCACUGACCUGGGGCCAGAGGUGGGACGCCUUCUGGGUGAGGAAGAAGAUGUUGGUGACGCCGCCCUAUAUUGGCCUGCUCAUCCUUUGCUGCUUCGUCGAUUUUGGCCUUAUGUUCAGUUACUACACACUGAUGAUGUGGUUCCCGGACCUAUUCGAGAGGUUCAGCCAGUUCUCAUCACUAUACCCUGACGUAUCUGCUGGCGUCUGUGAGGUCUCAUUAGCACUUGCCAACGAUACUGCUGAGUUGACUGGCAAGUUGCAGACGUUAGAUGACAAAGUAUACAUCCACACACUGGUGGUAGCUUUAAGCUGUGUGCCCACUGCGCUGUGGGUGGGUCUCACUAUUAAUAUUGUGGGCAAGAAGCUCAUGUUGGUAAUGAUGUUGAUCAGCUCCGGGCUGGCAGCUUUGGGUCUGAACCUGGUACGAUCUUCACUGGAGAACCUGAUCCUCUCGUGUGUAUUCGAAGCCAUCGUCAGCUGUACAGAAGCUGUGCUGUUCUGUGUCAUCUGUGAGAUAUUUCCUACUAAAGUUGCUGCCACGGCCAUGGCGGUGACGGUGAUGUGUGGGCGGAUAGGUGCCAUAGUGGGCAACGUCAUCUUCGGCGCCCUAGUGGACGAGUACUGCAUAGUGCCUAUAUAUAUGUUCGGAACGUUGCUUAUAACGAGCGGGUUACUGUGCAUCAUCCUACCAAAGAGCACGCGUCCGGAGCGACCGACCACGUGAGGCGUAGUCAUACUGUUAUAUUUUUAUAUCUAUUAAAUAAUUAUAAUC
Molecule: messenger RNA, 1968 nt
Organism: Spodoptera exigua (beet armyworm)
Lineage: Eukaryota; Metazoa; Arthropoda; Insecta; Lepidoptera; Noctuidae
Source: the annotation of a GenBank genome assembly